This is a messenger RNA of Bombyx mori (domestic silkworm), 3652 nucleotides long. It is a transcript of the gene GAA1, whose product is annotated as glycosylphosphatidylinositol anchor attachment 1 protein. Gene Ontology annotation, biological process: transmembrane transport; attachment of GPI anchor to protein. The coding region runs from base 103 to 3246 and encodes 1047 amino acids. The record is from RefSeq and is a predicted model, not a curated record. Gene Ontology annotation, molecular function: transmembrane transporter activity. Gene Ontology annotation, cellular component: GPI-anchor transamidase complex; membrane. Lineage: Eukaryota; Metazoa; Arthropoda; Insecta; Lepidoptera; Bombycidae. The transcript is spliced from 15 exons.
UAAUUAAAUGUUAAAUAUAAAAAUGGUCGUGGAGUCCCAGACAAUCUCAGUGCAAGUGGCCUCGUGUGGCGCUGAGGACCGACUGCAGAGACAGCUGCGUACAUGUGCGCCAUGAUGAAGGGAAAACUCAUACAAUAUGCGUGCACGGUCGUUUUGACAAUACCCUGCUUCCAAGCAGCCUUCACCUUCGUCUGGCCAUCAUAUGCCAUACCCGCGCUCCAGAGUGACCGCUCGCCUUUGGGGUACAAGAUAUCGGAGAGAGAGGCCGGUCUCAUCAGCUCUUGCACCAUGCUGAGUCCGAUGAUAGUGACCAUGUUCGCCGGAACGCUCGCCGAUGUAUUCGGAAGAAAGAAGAUUUCAGUGGCGUGUGGCUUCAUCAUUCUUUCAUCCUGGAUACUAGUGCUCACGGCGAAGUCAGCAAGCCAAAUCCUCAUAGCUCGACUGAUCUGCGGACUGGCGUUCGGUUGCAACAUCAUUGUGGUCAUCAUGUACAUCGGCGAGCUGUGCCAGACCUCGACGCGCGCCACCGCCACCGUCAUCAUUACCUUCUUGUUUAGCAUUGGAGCCCUGGCAUCUUACUCGCUGGGCUGGGUCUGUUCCUAUGAGACCGUGUGCUAUUUCUGCAUCACAUUGUCCGUGAUCUACAUUAUAUUCAUGUUCGCCCUGGUUAAGGAGUCUCCGGUGUUUUUGGUCGGCAAAGGACGGGAAAAGGAAGCGUUACAUUGCUUAGCGUUUUAUCGCGGCGCGUCAGUCGUUACGGAACACGUCUUGGGCGAGCUCUCGUACAUGCGCAGUCAACACAACCAGAACAAACAAAAUCAUCCCAUUGAAGAAAAUGUACCUCAAUACGAAACCGAGAAGUUAACAGAAGAAAAAACAAGUUUGCCGCAAGAAGAAACAAGUGCAUGGAAAUUGCUUUUUGCAUCAACAUCAUCACGACGAGCCCUCAUCAGCAUGGUGUCGAUCAUGGUCCUGACGGUCUAUAUGGGGAUGGUCAGCGUUCAAGUGUACGCCGCACAACUAUUCACGAAGAUGGCUCCGAAUAUUUCACCAGAUCUCUGCUCAGUGAUUUUAGCUCUCGUCUUGGUGGCCUCCAGCUGUGUCGGCACAUUCACGAUGGAUUUGUUUAAAAGAAGGGAAAAGUAUUAUGACACAGAGAAGAUACCAGUCCCGUGGCUGGUGGCCAAGAUGUCUCAGCUUCACCUAGAGGUUUACACACACAACUAUACACUAAACUACCCUUUAGGACAAGGUCAGAUUUACAAAGGCACAAAUGUGUAUGGCAUCCUUAGAGCUGCUCGUACUCCUUCCUUGGAAGCUCUAGUAGUUUCUGCUCCAUUCAGACCCCUGUCUUCACAUCAGAAGAGCACAGCAGCUGGAAUUGCAUUAAUGUUGGCUUUUGCAGAGUUUGCUAGACCACAAAAAUAUUGGGCCAAAGAUAUAAUCUUCCUUGUAACGGAACAUGAGCAACUAGGAAUGCAGGCAUGGCUAGAAGCUUAUCAUGGCCUGCAAAGUGACUCUGAAACAUUUUACACUACUCUCGGCAGUUUUUGGAAGCCUGGUAGUUUUGGUCUUGACCUGACUAAUUUUUUCCCUGGAUUUGACUGGCUUGGGAGUCACAAGAAGUGUCUCAACCCUGGACAGUUGAAAGCCAGGUCUGGAGCAAUUCAAGCAGCUAUUAAUUUGGAGUUCCAUUCUCCAAAGAUAAAAUAUGUUGAAGUCAAAGUGGAAGGUUUGAAUGGACAACUACCAAACUUGGACCUGGUCAACUUGGUGCACAAGCUGUGUGUGAAGUCCGGUAUACACCACUCUUACAAGAACAGCUACUCCUGGGUCCGCAACCGAAAUAAAGUGGACGACUGGGUGAACAACAUCUGGACCAUGGUGGGGAUGGUCAGCACGCAACUGGCCGGGGUCCCCAACGGUAACCACGGGCUGUUCCACCGGUUCGGCAUAGAGGCCGUGACCCUGGAGGGCCGGGACUCCUCGGACGGGCCGGCGCCGCGCGUGCACUCGCUCUCCGCCGCUAACUUCCACCGCCUCGGCCUCGCGCUCGAGACCGUCCUCCGCUCCCUCAACAACUUGCUGGAGGCCUUCCACCAGAGCUACUUCUUCUACAUGCUGCCCGCCACCGAUCGGUUUGUGUCCAUCGGCCAGUACAUGCCCAGCCUGUGCCUGAUGUGCGCGGCCAUGCUGCUCCGCGCGCUGGCGCUGUGGGUGGGCGUCCAGCCGACACAGGAACGCAGCAGUCAAGCUGAAGACCCCGUAGACUCGGAGGCCAAAGAACCAGGAGAGCGACCGCCUGAACGACUAUCAGAAAGCUCAAACCAGCGAGUGCACAACAGGAAGACGAUCAAAGAAAAACAUAGUGAUUCUGAAUCUGAGAUACCAGGAGAACAGGAUGUUAAAGAAGUAGUACAGAGCUCAGACGAAAGGGUCGCGAACAGCCAAACCCAACUAAACUUCAGCAUGGUCAAUGUCGGUGCCAACUAUCUGUUGGUGCACGUGCUGGGGUACGCCGCCAUGAACUCGCCCGUCCUCUUCACGCAGCUCGGCGCCAAAUACUUUAGUCUGCCCUCCGAGGUGUCGGUGUACUACGGCCUGUGCGUGACCUCCGCCGUGCUGGUGGUGGCCGCGCCCGCCCUGCCGCGCCUGCUCCGCCGCGGCGCCCUCACGCACGAGGAGCUGACGCUGGUCAACAUCCUGGUGCUGAUCGAGCUGUCGACGCUGUGCCUCGCGCUGGGCAUGCACAACUUCCCGCUGGGGCUGGCGGUCGCGGCCCUCUACACGCCGGUCGCCCUGCUGUCAGGAGUUGUAGUCCGAGAACGGGGCUGGAUAAGCGUGUGGCUGCAGCGUGCUGCGUGCGCCGUGCUGCAGCCCCUGGGCGCCCUGACCGCCGCCAUGUGCGUGUACAGCGUCGCCGUGUACGGGGGGGCCGAGGGGGCCGCAGCCGCCGCGGGGAGGGGCCGGGACGCCGCCAUGCAGGCCGUCAUGUUCGCCGUGGCAGAUUCCCUGGUAACUCGCGUUGUUAAUGUUGUUGGUUCCACGCCGGUCGUACUCGCCAACGCUCGGACAGGCGUGCGUGUGUUCGUGCGUAGUGCGUGUAUGUGUGUGCAUCUGUGCGCGCGUAGUGCGUGUAUGUGUGUGCAUGCGUGCGUGUGUGCGUGCGUAGUGCGUGUAUGUGUGUGCAUCUGUGCGCGCGUAGUGCGUGUAUGUGUGUGCAUGCGUGCGUGUGUGCGUGCGUAGUGCGUGUAUGUGUGUGCAUCUGUGCGCGCGUAGUGCGUGUAUGUGUGUGCGUGCGUAGUGCGUGUGUGCAUGCGUGCGUGUGUGCGUGCGUAGUGCGUGUGUGCAUGCGUGCGUAUGUGCGUGCGUAGUGAGUGUGUGCGUGCGUAGUGCGUGUGUGCAUGCGUGUACAAUGGUACAGCGGCGACACGUUGCAGAUCUACGGCAACUGGGUGUUCAACGUGGCGGCGUCGGUGCUGCUGCCGGUGUGGGUGGUGCUCUGGCAGAUCGUCUGCAACAGCGUGGAGGGGCCUCCCCCCGCGCGCCGUUGACCCCAAGAUGCUAACGACAAGGAGUCUUGAAAUGGCGAAAAUUACAAUUGUUUUAAUUAAUGUUAAAGACUGUUUUAAAAAUAAAAAUAUUUAAUUAA